Seriola dumerili (greater amberjack) is the source of this 597-nucleotide messenger RNA. RefSeq names its product epiregulin (gene ereg). The record is from RefSeq and is a predicted model, not a curated record. The coding region runs from base 5 to 424 and encodes 139 amino acids. Gene Ontology annotation, biological process: positive regulation of mitotic nuclear division; epidermal growth factor receptor signaling pathway; positive regulation of cell population proliferation. Lineage: Eukaryota; Metazoa; Chordata; Actinopteri; Carangiformes; Carangidae. The transcript has 4 exons.
UGUCAUGCUGCUCUGGCCGUAUGUACUUACCAAGAGUGUCUCAUCCAGACUGCAAACUGCAGACAGCGCCUCUCUACCUGCAGGGCAGGGAGAGGAGCGCCCUCAUGUGGUGAAGCGGUCAACGCAGAGCUGCGACAGCAAGUUUGACACCUACUGCCUGAACAAUGGCCAGUGCAUGCUGCUGGUGGACAUGAACGAGCACCACUGCAAGUGUGAGAGGGGUUUUUAUGGCCCCAGGUGUGCCCACCCAGAGCUUGUCGUGCAGCGAAUGGGAGAUGAACAGAUAAUUGUAACCAUUUUCUGUGUGAGUCUGCUGAUUAUAGGUCUGGCUGGAGUUCUGUACUUCUGCUGCAAAUGGUAUAAGAAAAACAGAUUCCGACGUCACCAGAAGCAGCAGGGUUACAGAGGAGUCCAGAUUGUGUAAAGUGUCACACACACGCCCCCAGCAGGAUUUUCUCCAGUUUUCUAACUGAAAAUUUCAACAUAUCAUGACGUGACCUGACUCGCUACAUUGGCCUACACUCAGUGGCUGGUUUCCUGGACUGUGCCUGCUCACAGUAUUGUACGUCACAAGGCUUUGAAGCACGCAGAUUGACA